Molecule: messenger RNA, 2037 nt
Organism: Adineta steineri
Lineage: Eukaryota; Metazoa; Rotifera; Eurotatoria; Adinetida; Adinetidae
Source: the annotation of a GenBank genome assembly
AUGUCGAUGUAUGAAAUUAAUAAUAAUACACAAACAUCAUCAAAUAUAUUUACUAGUCCGACAUUACUAUGGUGUUUAAUAAUGCCUUUAAUACAUUUCUUAAGUUUAAUAUCAAAUAUACUUUGUAUUAUUGUAUUUUGUUCGAAAACAUUUAUACAUAAACCUAUUGCUAUUUAUUUUAUUUGUUUAUUAAUAAGUGAUUCAACAACAUUAUUAAUUGGUUAUACUGAAAUGAUUGAUCGUGAAUCAACAAUGACUGAUAAAUCAUCAACAUUAUGUAUGUUUAAUGGAAAGAUAAUUCAUGGUGUAACUGAAAUUAUUUAUACAUUUAUGGGUAAAUUUUGUCUUGAAUGGAUGCUUUAUAAAGUUUUAUGGACACGUGCAUCAACAAUUUUACUUGCAAUAUUAAGUAUACAACGUUCUCGAACAUUCUUCUCUUUAUCAUAUCAUGAAUCACGAUUUUGUGCUUUACUUGCAUGUUUAAUGAGUAUACUUAUUGCUUCAUUGAUAACUUGUUUCGAAUGGAUUAGUGUACAAUGUAAUAAAUCAACCGAUUCCGAUGUUUAUAUAGAAAUAUUUCAAUCAAUAAUGAAUACAAAAUUUUCAAAAGAAUUUUAUUCAAAUUAUCUAAAUAAUCAUUAUAAUGAAUCAAUAGAUAAAUAUUAUUGUCUUAUUCAAUCAUUAGAUAUCAAUCCAUAUAAUACUACAAUAUUAACAUUUAAUGAGUAUAAUUGUUCAACAACAGAAGUUUUAUCAGAAUUUCAUUCAUUAACUCAAUCAUUUCUUUCCAGUCGUAAUACAAGAGUAACUGACAGCAUCAGUAAUAUAUUAACAAAUAUAUAUGAUGAUAAUUACUAUUUAACAAACACUUCUGUUUUAACUCAACAUCUUGUACAAGCUAGAACACCUGAUUUAAUAAUCAAAUUAUUUGAAAAACGUUCAUGUCAUAUAACAAUGGCAUAUUCAAUUUGUUUGAAAUUAUUUGAUUUUCUUCAUUCAAUAUCAUUUGGUUUGAAUCGUCAUACAUUAGCAAUAUUUCUUGGUAAUGCAUUACCAUCAUUUAUUGUUUUUCUUGCCAAUGUUUUAUCAUUAAAAGUGAUUUAUUUUUCCAAAAGUUUAAAAUAUUUAAAACAAAAAUCACAAAAAAAUCGUCGUAAACGUCGUAUACAAAAUGAUUUACGUGCAUUUCUUGUUAUAUUAAUUGAAAGUUUUUCUGUUAUUACAAUAUCAUGGGGUAUACCAAUACUAUUAACAAUGUAUUAUUGUCAAACAUUAUAUGUUGUUGCAAUAACAGAAUGUCCUGAAAUAAAAAAAUCCUUAGUUUAUUUUCUUUUUCCUGAUUUAUUUAAUUCAUCAACAAAUUGUUUAUUAUAUUCAUUAUCCGGAAAAUUAUUUCGACGGAAAUUUAUUUCACUUAUUAAAGGAAUAUUUACAUGUGGCCGAGGGGUUUUCUGGAAUGUUAAACAAAGUUCAUUAAUGUUACCAAUGGCAAAUAUUGAAUUACAACCAUCAAAUGAUCCAUCAACUGUUGUACAUAAUGGUAUUUAUUCACGAGUUGAUACUUAUCGACAUUCCGAAUUAUUUUCAUCAAUACAAAUAAAUAAAUUAAAAAAAUUAACAAAAAAUAAAAAAAUCGUAGAAGAUGAUGCAUCAUCAUGUGUAGUUCGAAUUAGUGAUGAACGUAAUGGUAGUAAUGAAACUGAAUUAGAAUUUAUUAAAAAAAUUCGAAUAUCAAAUAAAAAACUUAAACGACCACAAAAGUUUAAAACAUUCUUAAUUGAUAAAGUACAAUUUUUAAGUUCAACAGAAUCAAGAAAAGAAAAAAAUAAAUUAAAAACAACUGUUCAAAAAAAACGACAAUUAAAAGCAACUUUAUCAUUAUCAUCAUCAACUGGUACGGCAGCAAGUAAUGAAAAUAGUCUUUUAAGACAACAAUUAAAUAAUCAACAGCAUGUACUCAAAAUUGUUUUAGUCAAUACAGAUGAUAAUCAAACAAUAAAUAAAGAAUGUGUUCUUCAAAAUGUAACGACUUUGUGA